Molecule: messenger RNA, 2115 nt
Organism: Cryptomeria japonica (Japanese cedar)
Lineage: Eukaryota; Viridiplantae; Streptophyta; Pinopsida; Cupressales; Cupressaceae
Exons: 18
Coding region: 194-1630 (478 amino acids)
Molecular function (GO): protein binding
Source: RefSeq, a predicted model, not a curated record
UUUGUAUUACUAGUGCGGUUCGCUUGGCAAGGCGGGAAGAAAUACAUUUUGUCGACUGAUAUAAUCGAAACCCUUUUAUCAUUUCAGAUACACUGAGGCAAAAAUGCACUCAUUUGUUGUUCGUCUGUAAAAUACAUUUUGUCGACUGAUGUAAUUGAAACCCUUCCAUCAUUUCAGAUGCAUUGAGGCAAAAAUGGACUCGUUUGUUGUUCGUCUGGAAAAAAACAAAUCAACUAAAAGGCGGAUAUGGGAAAGAGAUAUUUGGGAAAUCGAGGGGAAGUUUUCGUCAACGUACAGGCAUCGAAUUGUUCGUCGGCUGCUGAAGUCUUAUUCAGAGUUAAAUCUAUCCCACAAAUUUGUAUCAGAAGGGAGUAUUCUGUCUGACAGAGGAAGCCUGCGUGGAAGGGAGUGGAUAUCAAGCCUUGAAUUUGAUUCUAAGGGAAUCUAUUUGGCAUCAGUAACGAGUACUGGAUGCUUGAAAGUGCAUGAUUAUGAAAGUCUUUGUUGCAAAUGUGCAAGUGCUCAAAUGAAGGAUGGAAGGAAGAAAAAUGACUUCAGGGAUGAAGCAAAACCCAUAGUGGAGAUCUCUACUCGCGAGAAGCUUGAUGCUGUUCGCUGGAAUCCCACUAAUCAAGAUGAGAUUGGUUGUGUGUCUGAGCGGAAUGGCAAAGUUCUUUUAUUUGAUAUUGGAUAUGAGUCAUCAAAACCUUCACAAGUAUUGGAGAGGAAGCUGAAUCCUUCAGAACAGGAGGAUAUGGAGCAUUUUGGCUUAUCCGAUCUGGCAUUUUCCAGUGGGGACAAAUUCAGAUUACUUGCAUGCGGUCUAGAUGGUAACGUACAUAUGUGGGACAGGCGAACUGGGAAAUUCUCAUGUUCUGUUACAUCUGAUUUAUUUGACUCUCGCCCGCUCAGCUGUCUUCAGUGGACUUAUGAUGAACAGAUUGUAUAUGCAGGAUGUAAAACUGGUAAUGUUUAUGCCUGGGACCUUCGUGAAGGAAGAACAUCCACAGCUUUUUUAUCUCAUAAUGAGGUCUAUCGUCCACCUUUGGAAACCAUAACAAUAGCAUCCUUAUUGGAAGAUAUUUCCUCUUUGAAGGCCCAAACAGAAAUUAUAUCCAGUGGUGUACAAUCGGUCAACCUCAAUCCUUCUUGUUGGUAUCAGUUGGCUUUUCACCUUAACAAUGGGUGGUCUGGGGUACUUAAUUUGAACAGUAAAAAAGUGACUCAUAUUCAUUGCCCUCCUCCACCAUGGAUGACACGGGAUUCUCCAACAGCCAGUUUCUAUCAUAGGAAACCUGCAUGGCUACCUUCAGUUUCAAUUUAUGUAGCAGGCUCUGCCUUGGAUUAUGGAAUCAAUAUAUUAGAUUUUUCUCCGGGCUAUAAAUCAUCUUGUUACGUGGAUAGUGACAGUGAUGGGAUGCAAACUGAUCUGGAAGAGAACGAUGGCCACUUACAUAGCAAAAUGGUUCAAGUUUCAGCACCUGUUGUGGCUUGCACUGCUCAUCCCCUUAAUACAAGUUUUGUUGGAGGGACCGAGGGUACAUCCUUGGCAUUGAUUGCCCAGAAGUAUGAAUCUACAAGUGGAGAGGGAUCACCUUCAGAUGGUUCUCUAUCUUGGGCACACAUUUGAUGUUAUUAACUUAUCUGGUCUUACCAACUAGUGUCUUGAAAUAGUAUUAUUGGAGGGACACUGUGUUAUCUAUUACGCAUCACCAUUUAUUGUCUCUCGUGUCAUUGAUUCUAAGUAAAAAUGUAGCAGGGUGUGCCCUUGUUUUUAAUUGCCAAGGGUUGUCACUAUAAAUCGACAAGUAGACAGGAAAUUUCUUAGUCACUUAAAAAUGUGUGAUCGGGCACAAUUAGACUGAAGUUUCUAUUUUUUUUGGUCUCCGGAAGAAGUCGUGGUGGACAAGUCUGGUGAGUUGGGCCUUCUGACAUGGAAGGAGAUUCAUUUAUCGUCCUUGAGAACAAUUUUCUAAUGUGAAUAACUUCAAAUACUGUGUACCUAACCAAAUGUAAAUGAUGAAUAUAAUCGACAGAAUUUGUGGACUUCUACAAUUACAUCAGAGGACUGUCUUGUUCCAAGUUGUUAUAUGGAUGCAUUUGAGGCGUUUUACA